Messenger RNA from Closterium sp. NIES-65, 37324 nucleotides. NCBI's taxonomy places the organism in Eukaryota, Viridiplantae, Streptophyta, Zygnematophyceae, Desmidiales, Closteriaceae. The record is from the annotation of a GenBank genome assembly.
GACGUGGACGUGGAUGUGGACGUGGUCGUGGACGUGGACGUGGACGUGGAGGUGGACGUGAACGUGGACUUGGAUGUGGACGUGGACCUGAACGUGGACCUGGACGUGAACGUGGACGUGGACAUGGACGUGGACUUGGACGUGGACGUGGAUAUGGACGUGGACGUGUUCGUGGAUGUGGACGUGGACGUGGACGUGGUCGUGGACGUGGACGUAGACGUGUACGUGGACGUGGUCGUGGACGUGGACGUGGACGUGGACCUGGACGUGGACGUGGACGUGGACGUGGUUGUGGACGUGGACGUGGAUUUGGACGUGGACGUGGACUUGGACGUGGACGUGGACGUGGACGUGGUCCUGGACGUGGACGUGGACGUGGACGUGGACUUGGACGUGGAUGUGGACGUGGACGUUGACGUGGACGUGGAGGACAUGGACGUGGACGUGGACGACGUGGACGUGGACGUGGACGUGGACGUGGUCGUGGACGUGGACGUGGACUUGGACGUGGACUUGGACCUGGACGUGGACCUGGACGUGGACGUGGACGUGAACCUAGACGUGGACGAGGACGUAAACGUGGACGUGGACGUGGACCUGGACGUGGACUUGGACGUGGACUUGGACGUGGACGUGGACGUGGUCGUGCACGUGGACGUAGAGGUGGACAUGGACUUGGACUUGGACGUGGACGUGGAUGUGGACGUGGACGUGGACCUGGACCUGGACGUGUACCUGGACUUGGACGUGGACUUGGACGUGGACGUGGACGUGGUCGACGUGGACCUGGACGUGGUUGUGGACGUGGACGUGGACGUGGACAUGGAGGACGUGGACUUGGACGUGGACGUGGACGUGGUCGUGGACAUGGACGUGGACGUGGACGUGGAUCUUGACGUGGACCUGGACGUGGACGUGGACCUGGACAUGGACGUGGACGUGGACGUGGACGUGUUCGUGGACGUGGACAUAGACGUGCACUUGGACGUGGACCUGGACCUGGACCUGGACGUGGACUUGGACGUGGACGUGGACGUGGUUGUGGACGUGGACCUGGACGUGGACGUGGACGUGGUCGUGGACGUGGACGUGGACGUGGAAAGGUCACGUGGAUGGGAUGUGGACGUGGACGUGGAUGUGGACGUGGAGGUGGAUGUGGACGUGGACGUGGACGUGGACGUGGACGUGGACGUGGAGGUGGAUGUGGACGUGGACGUGGACGUGGACGUGGUUGUGGACGUGGACGUCGACGUGGACGUGGAUCUGGACCUGGACGUGGAGGUGGAGGUAGACGUGGACCUGGACGUGGACGUGGACGUGGACGUGGACAUGGUCGUGAACGUGGACUUGGACGUAAACCUGGACGUGGACGUGGAGGUGGACGUGGACCUGGACGUGGACGUGGACUUGGACGUGGACGUGGACGUGGACGUGAUCGUGGACGUGGACGUGGACGUGGUCGUGGACGUGGACGUGGUCGUGGACGAGGACGUGGACGUGGACGUGGACCUCGACAUGGACGUGGACGUGGACGUGGACAUGGAUGUGGACCUGGACCUGGACGUGGACGUGGACGUGGACGUGGACGUGGACGUGGUCGUGGACGUGGACGUGGACGAGGACGUGGUCCUGGACGUGGACGUGGACGUGGACGUGGACCCGGACGUGGACUUGGAGGUAGACGUGGACCUUGACGUGGACUUGGACGUGGACGUGGACCUGGACGUGGACUUGGACGUGGACGUGGACGUGGAAGUGGACGUGGUUGUGGACAUGGACGUGGACGUGGACGUGGACGUGGUCGUGGACGUGGACGUGGACGUGGUCGUGGACGUGGACGUGGACGUGGACGUGGUCGUGGACGUGGACGUGGACGUGGACGUGGACGUGGUCGUGGACGUGGACGUGGACGUGGACCUGGACGUGGACGUGGUCGUGGACGUGGACGUGGACGUGGACGUGGUCGUGAACGUGGACGUGGACAUUGACGUGGACUUGGACGUGGACCAGGACGUGGACAUAGACGUGGACGUGGAUGUGGACGUGGACGUGGUCGUUGAUGUGGACGUGGACGUGGACGUGGACGUGGACGUGGAGGUGGAUGUGGACGUGGACGUGGACGUGGACGUGGUUGUGGACGUGGACGUCGACGUGGACGUGGAUCUGGACCUGGACGUGGACGUGGAGGUGGAUGUGGACCUGGACGUGGACGUGGACGUAGACAAGGACGUGGUCGUGAACGUGGACAUGGACGUAAAUCUGGACGUGGACGUGGAGGUGGACGUGGACCUGGACGUGGACAUGGACUUGGACGUGGACGUGGACGUGGACGUGGUCGUGGACGUGGACGUGGACGUGGUCGUGGACGUGGACGUGGUCGUGGACGUGGACGUGGACCUCCACAUGGACGUGGACGUGGACAUGGAUGUGGACCUGGACGUGGACGUGGACGUGGAUGUGGACGUGGACGUGGUUGUGGACGUGGAAGUGGACGUGGACGUGGACGUGGUCGUGGACGUGGACGUGGACGUGGACGUAAACCUAGACGUGGACGUGGAGGAGGACGUGGACCUGGACGUGGACUUGGACGUGGACAUGGACAAGGACGUGGUCGUGGACGUGGACGUGGAUGUGGACGUGGUCAUGGACGUGGACGUGGUCGUGGACGUGGACGUGGACGUGGACCUCGACAUGGACGUGGACGUGGACGUGGACUUGGACGUGGACGUGGACGUGGACGUGGACGUGGACGUGGACGUGGUCGUGGACGUGGACGUGGACAUGGACGUGGACGUGGACUUGGACGUGGACGUGGACGUGGGUUUGGACGUGGACCUGGACCUCGACGUGGACGUGCACGUGCACGUGGACGUGGACGUGGACGUGGACGUGGACGACGUGGACGUGGAUGUGGACGUGGUCGUGGACGUGGACGUGGACGUGGAGGUGGACGUGAACGUGGACUUGGAUGUGGACGUGGACCUGAACGUGGACCUGGACGUGAACGUGGACGUGGACAUGGACGUGGACUUGGACGUGGACGUGGAUAUGGACGUGGACGUGUUCGUGGAUGUGGACGUGGACGUGGACGUGGUCGUGGACGUGGACGUAGACGUGUACGUGGACGUGGUCGUGGACGUGGACGUGGACGUGGACCUGGACGUGGACGUGGACGUGGACGUGGACUUGGACGUGGAUGUGGACGUGGACGUUGACGUGGACGUGGAGGACAUGGACGUGGACGUGGACGACGUGGACGUGGACGUGGACGUGGACGUGGUCGUGGACGUGGACGUGGACUUGGACGUGGACUUGGACCUGGACGUGGACCUGGACGUGGACGUGGACGUGAACCUAGACGUGGACGAGGACGUAAACGUGGACGUGGACGUGGACCUGGACGUGGACUUGGACGUGGACUUGGACGUGGACGUGGACGUGGUCGUGCACGUGGACGUAGAGGUGGACAUGGACUUGGACUUGGACGUGGACGUGGAUGUGGACGUGGACGUGGACCUGGACCUGGACGUGUACCUGGACUUGGACGUGGACUUGGACGUGGACGUGGACGUGGUCGUGGAUGUGGACGUGGACGUGGACGUGGACGUGGAGGAUUUGGACGUGGACGUGGACGUGGACGUGGACGUGGAUGUGGACGUUGACGUGGACGUGGUCGUGGACGUGGACGUGGACUUGGACGUGGACGUGGACGUGGACGAGGACGUGGACGUGGACGUGGACGUGGACGUGGUCGUGGACGUAGACGUGGAUGUGGACGUGGACGUGGACGAGGACGUGGACGUGGACGUGGACGUGGACCUGGACCUGGACCUGGACGUGGACCUGGACGAGGUCGUGGACGUGGACUUGGACUUGGACGUUGACGUGGAUGUGGACGUGGACGUGGACGUGGACGUGGUCGUGGACGUGGACGUGGACGUGGACGUCGUCGUGGACGUGGACGUGGACUUGGACGUGGUCGUGGAUGUGGACGUGGACGUGGACGUGGACCUGGACGUAGAUGUGGACGUGGACGUGGACGUGGUCCUGGACGUGGACGUGGACGUGGACGUGGACCUGGACAUGGACGUAGACAUGGAUGUGGACCUGGACGUGGACGUGGACCUGGACGUGGACGUGGACGUGGACGUGGACGUGGUCGUGGACGUGGACGUGGACGAGGACGUGGUCCUGGACGUGGACGUGGACGUGGACGUGGACCCGGACGUGGACUUGGAGGUAGACGUGGACCUUGACGUGGACUUGGACGUGGACGUGGACCUGGACGUGGACUUGGACGUGGACGUGGACGUGGAAGUGGACGUGGUUGUGGACAUGGACGUGGACGUGGACGUGGACGUGGUCGUGGACGUGGACGUGGACGUGGUCGUGGACGUGGACGUGGACGUGGACGUGGUCGUGGACGUGGACGUGGACGUGGACGUGGACGUGGUCGUGGACGUGGACGUGGACGUGGACCUGGACGUGGACGUGGUCGUGGACGUGGACGUGGACGUGGACGUGGUCGUGAACGUGGACGUGGACAUUGACGUGGACUUGGACGUGGACCAGGACGUGGACAUAGACGUGGACGUGGAUGUGGACGUGGACGUGGUCGUGGAUGUGGACGUGGACGUGGACGUGGACGUGGACGUGGAGGUGGAUGUGGACGUGGACGUGGACGUGGACGUGGUUGUGGACGUGGACGUCGACGUGGACGUGGAUCUGGACCUGGACGUGGACGUGGAGGUGGAUGUGGACCUGGACGUGGACGUGGACGUAGACAAGGACGUGGUCGUGAACGUGGACAUGGACGUAAAUCUGGACGUGGACGUGGAGGUGGACGUGGACCUGGACGUGGACAUGGACUUGGACGUGGACGUGGACGUGGACGUGGUCGUGGACGUGGACGUGGACGUGGUCGUGGACGUGGACGUGGUCGUGGACGUGGACGUGGACCUCCACAUGGACGUGGACGUGGACAUGGAUGUGGACCUGGACGUGGACGUGGACGUGGAUGUGGACGUGGACGUGGUUGUGGACGUGGAAGUGGACGUGGACGUGGACGUGGUCGUGGACGUGGACGUGGACGUGGACGUAAACCUAGACGUGGACGUGGAGGAGGACGUGGACCUGGACGUGGACUUGGACGUGGACAUGGACAAGGACGUGGUCGUGGACGUGGACGUGGAUGUGGACGUGGUCAUGGACGUGGACGUGGUCGUGGACGUGGACGUGGACGUGGACCUCGACAUGGACGUGGACGUGGACGUGGACUUGGACGUGGACGUGGACGUGGACGUGGACGUGGACGUGGUCGUGGACGUGGACGUGGACAUGGACGUGGACGUGGACUUGGACGUGGACGUGGACGUGGGUUUGGACGUGGACCUGGACCUCGACGUGGACGUGCACGUGCACGUGGACGUGGACGUGGACGUGGACGUGGACGACGUGGACGUGGAUGUGGACGUGGUCGUGGACGUGGACGUGGACGUGGAGGUGGACGUGAACGUGGACUUGGAUGUGGACGUGGACCUGAACGUGGACCUGGACGUGAACGUGGACGUGGACAUGGACGUGGACUUGGACGUGGACGUGGAUAUGGACGUGGACGUGUUCGUGGAUGUGGACGUGGACGUGGACGUGGUCGUGGACGUGGACGUAGACGUGUACGUGGACGUGGUCGUGGACGUGGACGUGGACGUGGACCUGGACGUGGACGUGGACGUGGACGUGGUUGUGGACGUGGACGUGGAUUUGGACGUGGACGUGGACUUGGACGUGGACGUGGACGUGGACGUGGUCCUGGACGUGGACGUGGACGUGGACGUGGACUUGGACGUGGAUGUGGACGUGGACGUUGACGUGGACGUGGAGGACAUGGACGUGGACGUGGACGACGUGGACGUGGACGUGGACGUGGACGUGGUCGUGGACGUGGACGUGGACUUGGACGUGGACUUGGACCUGGACGUGGACCUGGACGUGGACGUGGACGUGAACCUAGACGUGGACGAGGACGUAAACGUGGACGUGGACGUGGACCUGGACGUGGACUUGGACGUGGACUUGGACGUGGACGUGGACGUGGUCGUGCACGUGGACGUAGAGGUGGACAUGGACUUGGACUUGGACGUGGACGUGGAUGUGGACGUGGACGUGGACCUGGACCUGGACGUGUACCUGGACUUGGACGUGGACUUGGACGUGGACGUGGACGUGGUCGACGUGGACCUGGACGUGGUUGUGGACGUGGACGUGGACGUGGACAUGGAGGACGUGGACUUGGACGUGGACGUGGACGUGGUCGUGGACAUGGACGUGGACGUGGACGUGGAUCUUGACGUGGACCUGGACGUGGACGUGGACCUGGACAUGGACGUGGACGUGGACGUGGACGUGUUCGUGGACGUGGACAUAGACGUGCACUUGGACGUGGACCUGGACCUGGACCUGGACGUGGACUUGGACGUGGACGUGGACGUGGUUGUGGACGUGGACCUGGACGUGGACGUGGACGUGGUCGUGGACGUGGACGUGGACGUGGAAAGGUCACGUGGAUGGGAUGUGGACGUGGACGUGGAUGUGGACGUGGAGGUGGAUGUGGACGUGGACGUGGACGUGGACGUGGACGUGGACGUGGAGGUGGAUGUGGACGUGGACGUGGACGUGGACGUGGUUGUGGACGUGGACGUCGACGUGGACGUGGAUCUGGACCUGGACGUGGAGGUGGAGGUAGACGUGGACCUGGACGUGGACGUGGACGUGGACGUGGACAUGGUCGUGAACGUGGACUUGGACGUAAACCUGGACGUGGACGUGGAGGUGGACGUGGACCUGGACGUGGACGUGGACUUGGACGUGGACGUGGACGUGGACGUGAUCGUGGACGUGGACGUGGACGUGGUCGUGGACGUGGACGUGGUCGUGGACGAGGACGUGGACGUGGACGUGGACCUCGACAUGGACGUGGACGUGGACGUGGACAUGGAUGUGGACCUGGACCUGGACGUGGACGUGGACGUGGACGUGGACGUGGACGUGGUCGUGGACGUGGACGUGGACGAGGACGUGGUCCUGGACGUGGACGUGGACGUGGACGUGGACCCGGACGUGGACUUGGAGGUAGACGUGGACCUUGACGUGGACUUGGACGUGGACGUGGACCUGGACGUGGACUUGGACGUGGACGUGGACGUGGAAGUGGACGUGGUUGUGGACAUGGACGUGGACGUGGACGUGGACGUGGUCGUGGACGUGGACGUGGACGUGGUCGUGGACGUGGACGUGGACGUGGACGUGGUCGUGGACGUGGACGUGGACGUGGACGUGGACGUGGUCGUGGACGUGGACGUGGACGUGGACCUGGACGUGGACGUGGUCGUGGACGUGGACGUGGACGUGGACGUGGUCGUGAACGUGGACGUGGACAUUGACGUGGACUUGGACGUGGACCAGGACGUGGACAUAGACGUGGACGUGGAUGUGGACGUGGACGUGGUCGUUGAUGUGGACGUGGACGUGGACGUGGACGUGGACGUGGAGGUGGAUGUGGACGUGGACGUGGACGUGGACGUGGUUGUGGACGUGGACGUCGACGUGGACGUGGAUCUGGACCUGGACGUGGACGUGGAGGUGGAUGUGGACCUGGACGUGGACGUGGACGUAGACAAGGACGUGGUCGUGAACGUGGACAUGGACGUAAAUCUGGACGUGGACGUGGAGGUGGACGUGGACCUGGACGUGGACAUGGACUUGGACGUGGACGUGGACGUGGACGUGGUCGUGGACGUGGACGUGGACGUGGUCGUGGACGUGGACGUGGUCGUGGACGUGGACGUGGACCUCCACAUGGACGUGGACGUGGACAUGGAUGUGGACCUGGACGUGGACGUGGACGUGGAUGUGGACGUGGACGUGGUUGUGGACGUGGAAGUGGACGUGGACGUGGACGUGGUCGUGGACGUGGACGUGGACGUGGACGUAAACCUAGACGUGGACGUGGAGGAGGACGUGGACCUGGACGUGGACUUGGACGUGGACAUGGACAAGGACGUGGUCGUGGACGUGGACGUGGAUGUGGACGUGGUCAUGGACGUGGACGUGGUCGUGGACGUGGACGUGGACGUGGACCUCGACAUGGACGUGGACGUGGACGUGGACUUGGACGUGGACGUGGACGUGGACGUGGACGUGGACGUGGACGUGGUCGUGGACGUGGACGUGGACAUGGACGUGGACGUGGACUUGGACGUGGACGUGGACGUGGGUUUGGACGUGGACCUGGACCUCGACGUGGACGUGCACGUGCACGUGGACGUGGACGUGGACGUGGACGUGGACGACGUGGACGUGGAUGUGGACGUGGUCGUGGACGUGGACGUGGACGUGGAGGUGGACGUGAACGUGGACUUGGAUGUGGACGUGGACCUGAACGUGGACCUGGACGUGAACGUGGACGUGGACAUGGACGUGGACUUGGACGUGGACGUGGAUAUGGACGUGGACGUGUUCGUGGAUGUGGACGUGGACGUGGACGUGGUCGUGGACGUGGACGUAGACGUGUACGUGGACGUGGUCGUGGACGUGGACGUGGACGUGGACCUGGACGUGGACGUGGACGUGGACGUGGACUUGGACGUGGAUGUGGACGUGGACGUUGACGUGGACGUGGAGGACAUGGACGUGGACGUGGACGACGUGGACGUGGACGUGGACGUGGACGUGGUCGUGGACGUGGACGUGGACUUGGACGUGGACUUGGACCUGGACGUGGACCUGGACGUGGACGUGGACGUGAACCUAGACGUGGACGAGGACGUAAACGUGGACGUGGACGUGGACCUGGACGUGGACUUGGACGUGGACUUGGACGUGGACGUGGACGUGGUCGUGCACGUGGACGUAGAGGUGGACAUGGACUUGGACUUGGACGUGGACGUGGAUGUGGACGUGGACGUGGACCUGGACCUGGACGUGUACCUGGACUUGGACGUGGACUUGGACGUGGACGUGGACGUGGUCGACGUGGACCUGGACGUGGUUGUGGACGUGGACGUGGACGUGGACAUGGAGGACGUGGACUUGGACGUGGACGUGGACGUGGUCGUGGACAUGGACGUGGACGUGGACGUGGAUCUUGACGUGGACCUGGACGUGGACGUGGACCUGGACAUGGACGUGGACGUGGACGUGGACGUGUUCGUGGACGUGGACAUAGACGUGCACUUGGACGUGGACCUGGACCUGGACCUGGACGUGGACUUGGACGUGGACGUGGACGUGGUUGUGGACGUGGACCUGGACGUGGACGUGGACGUGGUCGUGGACGUGGACGUGGACGUGGAAAGGUCACGUGGAUGGGAUGUGGACGUGGACGUGGAUGUGGACGUGGAGGUGGAUGUGGACGUGGACGUGGACGUGGACGUGGACGUGGACGUGGAGGUGGAUGUGGACGUGGACGUGGACGUGGACGUGGUUGUGGACGUGGACGUCGACGUGGACGUGGAUCUGGACCUGGACGUGGAGGUGGAGGUAGACGUGGACCUGGACGUGGACGUGGACGUGGACGUGGACAUGGUCGUGAACGUGGACUUGGACGUAAACCUGGACGUGGACGUGGAGGUGGACGUGGACCUGGACGUGGACGUGGACUUGGACGUGGACGUGGACGUGGACGUGAUCGUGGACGUGGACGUGGACGUGGUCGUGGACGUGGACGUGGUCGUGGACGAGGACGUGGACGUGGACGUGGACCUCGACAUGGACGUGGACGUGGACGUGGACAUGGAUGUGGACCUGGACCUGGACGUGGACGUGGACGUGGACGUGGUCGUGGACGUGGAAGUGGACGUGGACGUGGACGUGGACGUGGACGUGGUCGUGGACGUGGACGUGGACGUGGACGUAAACCUAGACGUGGACGUGGAGGUGGACGUGGACCUGGACGUGGACGUGGACUUGGACGUGGACGUGGACGUGGACGUGGACGUGGAUGUGGACGUGGACGUGGACGUGGACGUGGACGUGGUUGUGGACGUGGACGUCGACGUGGACGUGGAUCUGGACCUGGACGUGGACGUGGAGGUGGACGUGGACCUGGACGUGGACGUGGACGUGGACGUGGACGUGGUCGUGAACGUAGACGUGGACGUAAAUCUGGACGUGGACGUGGAGGUGGACGUGGACCUGGACGUGGACGUGGACUUGGACGUGGACGUGGACGUGGACGUGGUCGUGGACGUGGACGUGGUCGUGGACGUGGACGUGGUCGUGGACGUGGACGUGGACGUGGACCUCGACAUGGACGUGGACGUGGACGUGGACAUGGAUGUGGACCUGGACGUGGACGUGGACGUGGACGUGGACCUGGUCGUGGACGUGGAAGUGGACGUGGACGUGGACGUGGACGUGGUCGUGGACGUGGACGUGGACGUGGACGUAAACCUGGACGUGGACGUGGAGGAGGACGUGGACCUGGACGUGGACUUGGACAUGGACAUGGACGUGGACGUGGUCGACGUGGACCUGGACAUGGUCGUGGACGUGGACGUGGACGUGGACAUGGAGGACGUGGACGUGGACGUGGACGUGGUCGUGGACGUGGACGUGGACGUUGAGGUGGACGUGAACGUGGACUUGGAUGUGGACGUGGACCUGAACGUGGACCUGGACGUGAACGUGGACGUCGACGUGGACGUGGACUUGGACGUGGACGUGGAUAUGGACGUGGACGUGUUCGUGGAUGUGGACGUGGACGUGGACGUGGUCGUGGACGUGGACGUAGACGUGUACGUAGACGUGGUCGUGGACGUGGACGUGGACGUGGACCUGGACGUGGACGUGGACGUGGACGUGGACGUGGUUGUGGACGUGGACGUGGACUUGGACGUGGACGUGGACUUGGACGUCGACGUGGACGUGGACGUGGACCUGGACGUGGACGUGGACGUGGACGUGGACGUGGACUUGGACGUGGAUGUGGACGUGGACGUUGACGUGGACGUGGAGGACGUGGACGUGGACGUGGACGACGUGGACGUGGACGUGGUCGUGGACGUGGACGUGGACUUGGACGUGGACUUGGACCGGGACGUGGACCUGGACGUGGACAUGGACAUGAACCUAGACGUGGACGAGGACGUGAACGUGGACGUGGACGUGGACGUGGACCUGGACGUGGACUUGGACGUGGACUUGGACGUGGACGUGGACGUGGUCGUGCACGUGGACGUGGACGUGGACAUGGACUUGGACUUGGACGUGGACGUGGAUGUGGACGUGGACGUGGACCUGGACCUGGACGUGGACCUGGACUUGGACGUGGACUUGGACGUGGACGUGGACGUGGACGUGAUCGUGGACGUGGACGUGGACCUGGAUGUGGACGUGGACGUGGACGUGGUCGACGUGGACCUGGACGUGGUCGUGGACGUGGACGUGGACGUGGAGGACGUGGACGUGGACGUGGUCGUGGACGUGGACGUGGACUUGGACGUGGACUUGGACCUGGACGUGGACCUGGACAUGGACGUGGACGUGGACCUGGACGUGGACGUGGACGUAGACCUGGACGUGGACUUGGACGUGGACUUGGACGUGGACUUGGACGUGGACAUGGACGUGGAGGACGUGGACGUGGAUGUGGAGGACGUGGACGUGGACGACGUGGACUUAGACGUGGACGUGGACGUGGUCGUGGACAUGGACGUGGACGUGGAGGUGGACGUGAACGUGGACUUGGACGUGGACGUGGACGUGGAUCUAGACGUGGACCUGGACGUGGACGUGGACGUGGACCUGGACAUAGACGUGGACGUGGACGUGGACGUGGUCGUGGACGUGGACAUAGACGUGGACUUGGACGUGGACCUGGACCUGGACCUGGACGUGGACUUGGACGUGGACGUAGACGUGGACGUGGUCGUGGACGUGGACGUGGACGUGGACGUGGACGUGGACUCGGACCUGGACGUGGAUGUGGACGUGUACCUAGACGUGGACUUGGACGUGGACGUGGACAUUGACGUGGACGUGGAGGACGUGGACGUGGACAUGGAGGACGUGGACGUGGACGUGGACGUGGACUUGGACGUGGACCUGGACGUGGACGCGGACGUGGACGUGGACGUGGACCUGGACCUGGACGUGGACGUGGACGUGGACGUAGACGUGGUCGUGAACGUGGACGUGGACGUAAAUCUGGACGUGGACGUGGAGGUGGACGUGGACCUGGACGUGGACGUGGACUUGGACGUGGACGUGGACGUGGACGUGGUCGUGGACGUGGACGUGGACGUGGUCGUGGACGUGGACGUGGUCGUGGACGUGGACGUGGACGUGGACCUCGACAUGGACGUGGACGUGGACAUGGAUGUGGACCUGGACGUGGACGUGGACGUGGACGUGGUUGUGGACGUGGAAGUGGACGUGGACGUGGACGUGGACGUGGUCGUGGACGUGGACGUGGACGUAAACCUAGACGUGGACGUGGAGGAGGACGUGGACCUGGACGUGGACUUGGACGUGGACAUGGACGUGGUCGUGGACGUGGACGUGGACGUGGACGUGGUCAUGGACGUGGACGUGGUCGUGGACGUGGACGUGGACGUGGACCUCGACAUGGACGUGGACGUGGACGUGGACUUGGACGUGGACGUGGACGUGGACGUGGACGUGGACGUGGUCGUGGACGUGGACGUGGACGUGGACGUGGACGUGGUCGUGGACGUGGACGUGGACAUGGACGUGGACGUGGACUUGGACGUGGACGUGGACGUGGACGACGUGGACCUGGACGUGGUCGUGGACGUGGACGUGGACGUGGACAUGGAGGACGUGGACGUGGACGUGGUCGUGGACGUGGACGUGGACGUGGAGGUGGACGUGAACGUGGACUUGGAUGUGGACGUGGACCUGAACGUGGACCUGGACGUGAACGUGGACGUCGACGUGGACGUGGACUUGGACGUGGACGUGGAUAUGGACGUGGACGUGUUCGUGGAUAUGGACGUGGACGUGGACGUGGUCGUGGACGUGGACGUAGACGUGUACGUGGACGUGGUCGUGGACGUGGACGUGGACGUGGACGUGGACCUGGAUGUGGACGUGGACGUGGACGUGGACCUGGACGUGGACGUGGACGUGGACUUGGACGUGGAUGUGGACUUGGACGUGGACGUGGACGUGGACGUGGACCUGGACGUGGACGUGGACGUGGACGUGGACUUGGACGUGGAUGUGGACGUGGACGUUGACGUGGACGUGGAGGACGUGGACGUGGACGACGUGGACGUGGACGUGGACGUGAACGUGGACGUGGACGUGGUCGUGGACGUGGACGUGGUCGUGGACGUGGACGUGGACUUGGACGUGGACUUGGACCUGGACGUGGACCUGGACGUGGACGUGGACGUGAACCUAGACGUGGACGAGGACGUGAACGUGGACGUGGACGUGGACGUGGACCUGGACGUGGACUUGGACUUGGACUUGGACGUGGACGUGGACGUGGUCGUGCACGUGGACGUGGACGUGGACAUGGACUUGGACUUGGGCGUGGACGUGGAUGUGGACGUGGACGUGGACCUGGACCUGGACGUGGACCUGGACUUGGACGUGGACUUGGACGUGGACGUGGACGUGGACGUGGACGUGGUCGUGGACGUGGACGUGGACCUGGACGUGGACGUGGACGUGGACGUGGUCGUGGACGUGGUUGUGGACGUGGACGUGGACGUGGACGUGGAGGACGUAGACGUGGACGUGGAUGUGGCAAGGACGUGGACCUGGACGUGGUCGUGGACGUGGACGUGGACGUGGAGGACGUGGACGUGGACUGACGUGGUCGUGGACGUGGACGUGGACUUGGACUUGGACUUGGACCUGGACGUGGACCUGGACAUGGACGUGGACGUGGACCUGGACGUGGAUGUAGACGUGGACGUGGACGUGGACGUGGACCUGGACGUGGACUUGGACGUGGACUUGGACGUGGACUUGGACGUGGACAUGGACGUGGAGGACGUGGACGUGGACGUGGAGGACGUGGACGUGGACGACGUGGACUUGGACGUGGACGUGGACGUGGUCGUGGACAUGGAGGUGGACGUGGAGGUGGACGUGAACGUGGACUUGGACGUGGACAUGGACGUGGAUCUAGACGUGGACCUGGACGUGGACGUGGACCUGGACAUGGACGUGGACGUGGACGUGGACGUGUUCGUGGACGUGGACAUAGACGUGGACUUGGACGUGGACCUGGACCUGGACCUGGACGUGGACUUGGACGUGGACGUGGACGUGGUUGUGGACGUGGACCUGGACGUGGACGUGGACGUGGUCGUGGACGUGGACGUGGACGUGAAAAGGUCACGUGGACGUGGAGGUGGACGUGGACGUGGAGGUGGAUGGGAUGUGGACGUGGACGUGGACGUGGAGGUGGAUGUGGACGUGGACGUGGACGUGGACGUGGAGGUGGAUGUGGACGUGGACGUGGACGUGGACGUGGACGUGGUUGUGGACGUGGACGUCGACGUGGACGUGGAUCUGGACCUGGACGUGGAGGUGGAGGUAGACGUGAACCUGGACGUGGACGUGGACGUGGACAUGGUCGUGAACGUGGACUUGGACGUAAACCUGGACGUGGACGUGGAGGUGGACGUGGACCUGGACAUGGACGUGGACUUGGACGUGGACUUGGACGUGGACGUGGUCGUGGACGUGGACGUGGACGUGGUCGUGGACGUGGACGUGGUCGUGGACCUGGACGUGGACGUGGACCUCGACAUGGACGUGGACGUGGACGUGGACAUGGAUGUGGACCUGGACCUGGACCUGGACGUGGACGUGGACGUGGUCAUGGACGUGGAAGUGGACGUGGACGUGGACGUGGUCGUGGACGUGGACGUGGACGUAAACCUGGAUGUGGACGUAGAGGUGGACGUGGACCUGGACGUGGACGUGGACUUGGACGUGGACGUGGACGUGGACGUGGACGUGGAGGUGGAUGUGGACGUGGACGUGGACGUGGACGUGGUUGUGGACGUGGACGUCGACGUGGACGUGGAUCUGGACCUGGACGUGGACGUGGAGGUGGACGUGGACCUGAACGUGGACGUGGACGUGGACGUGGUCGUGAACGUGGACGUGGACGUAAAUCUGGACGUGGACGUGGAGGUGGACGUGGACAUCGACGUGGACGUGGACUUGGACGUGGACGUGGACGUGGAUGUGGUCGUGGACGUGGACGUGGUCGUGGACGUGGACGUGGUCGUGGACGUGGACAUGGACGUGGACGUGGUCGUGGACGUGGACGUGGACGUGGUCGUGGACGUGGACGUGGACGUAAACCUGGACGUGGACGUGGAGGAGGACGUGGACCUGGACGUGGACUUGGACGUGGACAUGGACGUGGAUAUGGUCGUGGACGUGGACUUGGACUUGGUCAUGGACGUGGACGUGGUCGUGGACGUGGACGUGGACGUGGACCUCGACAUGGACGUGGACGUGGACGUGGACUUGGACGUGGACAUGGACGUGGACGUGGACGUGGUCGUGGACGUGGACGUGGACGUGGUCGUGGACGUGGAUGUGGACAUGGACGUGGACGUGGACUUGGACGUGGACGUGGACGUGGACGACGUGGACCUGGACGUGGUCGUGGACGUGGACGUGGACAUGGAGGAUGUGGACGUGGACGUGGACGUGGUCGUGGACGUGGACGUGGACGUGGAGGUGGACGUGAACGUGGACUUGGAUGUGGACGUGGACCUGAACGUGGACCUGGACGUGAACGUGGACGUGGACGUGGACGUGGACUUGGACGUGGACGUGGAUAUGGACGUGGACGUGUUCGUGGAUGUGGACGUGGACGUGGACGUGGUCGUGGACGUGGACGUAGACGUGUACGUGGACGUGGUCGUGGACGUGGACGUGGACGUGGACGUGGACCUGGACGUGGACGUGGACGUGGACGUGGACGUGGUUGUGGACGUGGACGUGGACUUGGACGUGGACGUGGACUUGGACGUGGACGUGGACGUGGACCUGGACGUGGACGUGGACGUGGACUUGGACGUGGAUGACGUGGACCUGGACGUGGUCGUGGACGUGGAUGUGGACGUGGACGUGGAGAACGUGGACGUGGACGUGGACGUGGACGUGGUCGUGGACGUGGACGUGGACUUGGACGUGGACUUGGACCUGGACGUGGACCUGGACGUGGACGUGGACGUGAACCUAGACGUGGACAAGGACGUGAACGUGGACGUGGACGUGGACGUGGACGUGGACCUGGACGUGGACUUGGACGUGGACUUGGACGUGGACGUGGACGUGGUCGUGCACGUGGACGUGGACGUGGACAUGGACUUGGACUUGGACGUGGACGUGGAUGUGGACGUGGACGUGGACCUGGACCUGGACGUGGACCUGGACUUGGACGUGGACUUGGACGUGGACGUGGACGUGGUCGUGGACGUGGACGUGGACCUGGACGUGGACGUGGACGUGGUCGACGUGGACCUGGACGUGGUCGUGGACGUGGACGUGGACGUGGAGGACGUGGACGUGGACGUGGACGUGGUCGUGGACGUGGACGUGGACUUGGACGUGGACUUGGACCUGGACGUGGACCUGGACAUGGACGUGGACGUGGACCUGGACGUGGACGUAGACGUGGACGUGGACGUGGACGUGGACGUGGACCUGGACGUGGACUUGGACGUGGACUUGGACGUGGACUUGGACGUGGACAUGGACGUGGAGGACGUGGACGUGGACGUGGAGGACGUGGACGUGGACGACGUGGACUUGGACGUGGACGUGGACGUGGUCGUGGACAUGGACGUGGACGUGGAGGUGGACGUGAACGUGGACUUGGACGUGGACGUGGACGUGGAUCUAGACGUGGACCUGGACGUGGACGUGGACGUGGACCUGGACAUGGACGUGGACGUGGACGUGGACGUGGUCGUGGACGUGGACAUAGACGUGGACUUGGACGUGGACCUGGACCUGGACCUGGACGUGGACUUGGACGUGGACGUGGACGUGGACGUGGUUGUGGACGUGGACCUGGACGUGGACGUGGACGUGGUCGUGGACGUGGAAAGGUCACGUGGAUGGGAUGUGGACGUGGACGUGGACGUGGACGUGGAGGUGGAUGUGGACGUGGACGUGGACGUGGACGUGGACAUGGAGGUGGAUGUGGACGUGGACGUGGACGUGGACGUGGUUGUGGACGUGGACGUCGACGUGGACGUGGAUCUGGACCUGGACGUGGAGGUGGAGGUAGACGUGGACCUGGACGUGGACGUGGACGUGGACGUGGUCAUGGUCGUGAACGUGGACUUGGACGUAAACCUGGACGUGGACGUGGAGGUGGACGUGGACCUGGACGUGGACGUGGACGUGGACGUGGACGUGGACGUGGACAUGGACGUGGACGUGGACGUGGACGUGAACAUGGACGUGGACAUGGACGUGGACAUGGUCAUGGACGUGGACGUGGACGUGGACGUGGUCGUGGACGUGGACGUGGUCGUGGACGUGGACGUGGUCGUGGACGUGGACGUGGACGUGGACGUGGACCUCGACAUGGACGUGGACGUGGACGUGGACAUGGAUGUGGACCUGGACCUGGACGUGGACGUGGACGUGGACGUGGUCGUGGACGUGGAAGUGGACGUGGACGUGGACGUGGUCGUGGACGUGGACGUGGACGUGGACGUGGACGUAAACCUGGACGUGGACGUGGAGGUGGACGUGGACCUGGACGUGGACGUGGACUUGGACGUGGACGUGGACGUGGACGUGGAGGUGGAUGUGGACGUGGACGUGGACGUGGACGUGGACGUGGUUGUGGACGUGGACGUCGACAUGGACGUGGAUCUGGACCUGGACGUUGACGUGGAGGUGGACGUGGACCUGGACGUGGACUUGGACGUGGACGUGGACGUGGUCGUGAACGUGGACGUGGACGUAAAUCUGGACGUGGACGUGGAGGUGGACGUGGACCUGGACGUGGACGUGGACUUGGACGUGGACGUGGACGUAGACGUGGUCGUGGACGUGGACGUGGUCGUGGACGUGGACGUGGUCAUGGACGUGGACGUGGACGUGGACCUCGACAUGGACGUGGACGUGGACGUGGACAUGGAUGUGGACCUGGACGUGGACGUGGACGUGGACGUGGACGUGGACGUGGUCGUGGACGUGGAAGUGGACGUGGACGUGGACGUGGACGUGGUCGUGGACGUGGACGUGGACGUGGACGUAAACCUGGACGUGGACGUGGAGGAGGACGUGGACCUGGACGUGGACUUGGACGUGGACAUGGACGUGGACGUGGUCGUGGACGUGGACUUGGACGUGGACGUGGUCAUGUACGUGGACGUGGUCGUGGACGUGGACGUGGACGUGGACGUGGUCGUGGACGUGGACGUGGACGUGGACGUGGACGUGGUCGUGGACGUGGACGUGGUCGUGGACGUGGACGUGGACGUGGACGUGGACGUGGACUUGGACGUGGACGUGGACGUGGUCGUGGACGUGGACAUGGACGUGGACGUGGACGUGGACGUGGACGUGGACGUGGACGUGGACGUGGACGUGGUCGUGGACGUGGACGUGGACAUGGACGUGGACGUGGACUUGGACGUGGACGUGGACGUGGGUUUGGACGUGGACCUGGACCUCGACGUGGACGUGGACGUGCACGUGGACGUGGACGUGGACGUGGACGACGUGGACGUGGACGUGGACGUGGUCGUGGACGUGGACGUGGACGUGGAGGUGGACGUGAACGUGGACUUGGAUGUGGACGUGGACCUGAACGUGGACCUGGACGUGAACGUGGACGUGGACGUGGACGUGGACUUGGACGUGGACGUGGAUAUGGACGUGGACGUGUUCGUGGAUGUGGACGUGGACGUGGACGUGGUCGUGGACGUGGACGUAGACGUGUACGUGGACGUGGACGUGGUCGUGGACGUGGACGUGGACGUGGACGUGGACGUGGUUGUGGACGUGGACGUGGACUUGGACGUGGACGUGGACUUGGACGUGGACGUGGACGUGGACGUGGACCUGGACGUGGACGUGGACGUGGACGUGGACUUGGACGUGGAUGUGGACGUGGACGUUGACGUGGACGUGGAGGACGUGGACGUGGACGUGGACGACGUGGACGUGGACAUGGACGUGGACGUGGUCGUGGACGUGGACGUGGACUUGGACGUGGACUUGGACCUGGACGUGGACCUGGACGUGGACGUGGACGUGAACCUAGACGUGGACGAGGACGUGAACGUGGACGUGGACGUGGACGUGGACCUAGACGUGGACUUGGACGUGGACUUGGACGUGGACGUGGACGUGGUCGUGCACGUGGACGUGGACGUGGACAUGGACUUGGACUUGGACGUGGACGUGGAUGUGGACGUGGACGUGGACGUGGACGUGGACGUGGACGUGGACGUGGACGUGGACGACGUGGACGUGGACAUGGACGUGGACGUGGUCGUGGACGUGGACGUGGACUUGGACGUGGACUUGGACCUGGACGUGGACCUGGACGUGGACGUGGACGUGAACCUAGACGUGGACGAGGACGUGAACGUGGACGUGGACGUGGACGUGGACCUAGACGUGGACUUGGACGUGGACUUGGACGUGGACGUGGACGUGGUCGUGCACGUGGACGUGGACGUGGACAUGGACUUGGACUUGGACGUGGACGUGGAUGUGGACGUGGACGUGGACCUGGACCUGGACGUGGACCUGGACUUGGACGUGGACUUGGACGUGGACCUGGACGUGGACCUGGACGUGGACCUGGACGUCGACGUGGACGUGGAUCUGGACCUGGACGUGGAGGUGGAGGUAGACGUGAACCUGGACGUGGACGUGGACGUGGACAUGGUCGUGAACGUGGACUUGGACGUAAACCUGGACGUGGACGUGGAGGUGGACGUGGACCUGGACAUGGACGUGGACUUGGACGUGGACUUGGACGUGGACGUGGUCGUGGACGUGGACGUGGACGUGGUCGUGGACGUGGACGUGGUCGUGGACCUGGACGUGGACGUGGACCUCGACAUGGACGUGGACGUGGACGUGGACAUGGAUGUGGACCUGGACCUGGACCUGGACGUGGACGUGGACGUGGUCAUGGACGUGGAAGUGGACGUGGACGUGGACGUGGUCGUGGACGUGGACGUGGACGUAAACCUGGAUGUGGACGUAGAGGUGGACGUGGACCUGGACGUGGACGUGGACUUGGACGUGGACGUGGACGUGGACGUGGACGUGGAGGUGGAUGUGGACGUGGACGUGGACGUGGACGUGGUUGUGGACGUGGACGUCGACGUGGACGUGGAUCUGGACCUGGACGUGGACGUGGAGGUGGACGUGGACCUGAACGUGGACGUGGACGUGGACGUGGUCGUGAACGUGGACGUGGACGUAAAUCUGGACGUGGACGUGGAGGUGGACGUGGACAUCGACGUGGACGUGGACUUGGACGUGGACGUGGACGUGGAUGUGGUCGUGGACGUGGACGUGGUCGUGGACGUGGACGUGGUCGUGGACGUGGACAUGGACGUGGACGUGGACGUGGUCGUGGACGUGGACGUGGACGUGGUCGUGGACGUGGACGUGGACGUAAACCUGGACGUGGACGUGGAGGAGGACGUGGACCUGGACGUGGACUUGGACGUGGACAUGGACGUGGAUAUGGUCGUGGACGUGGACUUGGACUUGGUCAUGGACGUGGACGUGGUCGUGGACGUGGACGUGGACGUGGACCUCGACAUGGACGUGGACGUGGACGUGGACUUGGACGUGGACAUGGACGUGGACGUGGACGUGGUCGUGGACGUGGACGUGGACGUGGUCGUGGACGUGGAUGUGGACAUGGACGUGGACGUGGACUUGGACGUGGACGUGGACGUGGACGACGUGGACCUGGACGUGGUCGUGGACGUGGACGUGGACAUGGAGGAUGUGGACGUGGACGUGGACGUGGUCGUGGACGUGGACGUGGACGUGGAGGUGGACGUGAACGUGGACUUGGAUGUGGACGUGGACCUGAACGUGGACCUGGACGUGAACGUGGACGUGGACGUGGACGUGGACUUGGACGUGGACGUGGAUAUGGACGUGGACGUGUUCGUGGAUGUGGACGUGGACGUGGACGUGGUCGUGGACGUGGACGUAGACGUGUACGUGGACGUGGUCGUGGACGUGGACGUGGACGUGGACGUGGACCUGGACGUGGACGUGGACGUGGACGUGGACGUGGUUGUGGACGUGGACGUGGACUUGGACGUGGACGUGGACUUGGACGUGGACGUGGACGUGGACCUGGACGUGGACGUGGACGUGGACUUGGACGUGGAUGACGUGGACCUGGACGUGGUCGUGGACGUGGAUGUGGACGUGGACGUGGAGAACGUGGACGUGGACGUGGACGUGGACGUGGUCGUGGACGUGGACGUGGACUUGGACGUGGACUUGGACCUGGACGUGGACCUGGACGUGGACGUGGACGUGAACCUAGACGUGGACAAGGACGUGAACGUGGACGUGGACGUGGACGUGGACGUGGACCUGGACGUGGACUUGGACGUGGACUUGGACGUGGACGUGGACGUGGUCGUGCACGUGGACGUGGACGUGGACAUGGACUUGGACUUGGACGUGGACGUGGAUGUGGACGUGGACGUGGACCUGGACCUGGACGUGGACCUGGACUUGGACGUGGACUUGGACGUGGACGUGGACGUGGUCGUGGACGUGGACGUGGACCUGGACGUGGACGUGGACGUGGUCGACGUGGACCUGGACGUGGUCGUGGACGUGGACGUGGACGUGGAGGACGUGGACGUGGACGUGGACGUGGUCGUGGACGUGGACGUGGACUUGGACGUGGACUUGGACCUGGACGUGGACCUGGACAUGGACGUGGACGUGGACCUGGACGUGGACGUAGACGUGGACGUGGACGUGGACGUGGACGUGGACCUGGACGUGGACUUGGACGUGGACUUGGACGUGGACUUGGACGUGGACAUGGACGUGGAGGACGUGGACGUGGACGUGGAGGACGUGGACGUGGACGACGUGGACUUGGACGUGGACGUGGACGUGGUCGUGGACAUGGACGUGGACGUGGAGGUGGACGUGAACGUGGACUUGGACGUGGACGUGGACGUGGAUCUAGACGUGGACCUGGACGUGGACGUGGACGUGGACCUGGACAUGGACGUGGACGUGGACGUGGACGUGGUCGUGGACGUGGACAUAGACGUGGACUUGGACGUGGACCUGGACCUGGACCUGGACGUGGACUUGGACGUGGACGUGGACGUGGACGUGGUUGUGGACGUGGACCUGGACGUGGACGUGGACGUGGUCGUGGACGUGGAAAGGUCACGUGGAUGGGAUGUGGACGUGGACGUGGACGUGGACGUGGAGGUGGAUGUGGACGUGGACGUGGACGUGGACGUGGACAUGGAGGUGGAUGUGGACGUGGACGUGGACGUGGACGUGGUUGUGGACGUGGACGUCGACGUGGACGUGGAUCUGGACCUGGACGUGGAGGUGGAGGUAGACGUGGACCUGGACGUGGACGUGGACGUGGACGUGGUCAUGGUCGUGAACGUGGACUUGGACGUAAACCUGGACGUGGACGUGGAGGUGGACGUGGACCUGGACGUGGACGUGGACUUGGACGUGGACGUGGACGUGGACGUGGUCGUGGACGUGGACGUGGUCGUGGACGUGGACGUGGUCGUGGACGUGGACGUGGACGUGGACGUGGACCUCGACAUGGACGUGGACGUGGACGUGGACAUGGAUGUGGACCUGGACCUGGACGUGGACGUGGACGUGGACGUGGUCGUGGACGUGGAAGUGGACGUGGACGUGGACGUGGUCGUGGACGUGGACGUGGACGUGGACGUGGACGUAAACCUGGACGUGGACGUGGAGGUGGACGUGGACCUGGACGUGGACGUGGACUUGGACGUGGACGUGGACGUGGACGUGGAGGUGGAUGUGGACGUGGACGUGGACGUGGACGUGGACGUGGUUGUGGACGUGGACGUCGACAUGGACGUGGAUCUGGACCUGGACGUUGACGUGGAGGUGGACGUGGACCUGGACGUGGACUUGGACGUGGACGUGGACGUGGUCGUGAACGUGGACGUGGACGUAAAUCUGGACGUGGACGUGGAGGUGGACGUGGACCUGGACGUGGACGUGGACUUGGACGUGGACGUGGACGUAGACGUGGUCGUGGACGUGGACGUGGUCGUGGACGUGGACGUGGUCAUGGACGUGGACGUGGACGUGGACCUCGACAUGGACGUGGACGUGGACGUGGACAUGGAUGUGGACCUGGACGUGGACGUGGACGUGGACGUGGACGUGGACGUGGUCGUGGACGUGGAAGUGGACGUGGACGUGGACGUGGACGUGGUCGUGGACGUGGACGUGGACGUGGACGUAAACCUGGACGUGGACGUGGAGGAGGACGUGGACCUGGACGUGGACUUGGACGUGGACAUGGACGUGGACGUGGUCGUGGACGUGGACUUGGACGUGGACGUGGUCAUGUACGUGGACGUGGUCGUGGACGUGGACGUGGACGUGGACGUGGUCGUGGACGUGGACGUGGACGUGGACGUGGACGUGGUCGUGGACGUGGACGUGGUCGUGGACGUGGACGUGGACGUGGACGUGGACGUGGACUUGGACGUGGACGUGGACGUGGUCGUGGACGUGGACAUGGACGUGGACGUGGACGUGGACGUGGACGUGGACGUGGACGUGGACGUGGACGUGGUCGUGGACGUGGACGUGGACAUGGACGUGGACGUGGACUUGGACGUGGACGUGGACGUGGGUUUGGACGUGGACCUGGACCUCGACGUGGACGUGGACGUGCACGUGGACGUGGACGUGGACGUGGACGACGUGGACGUGGACGUGGACGUGGUCGUGGACGUGGACGUGGACGUGGAGGUGGACGUGAACGUGGACUUGGAUGUGGACGUGGACCUGAACGUGGACCUGGACGUGAACGUGGACGUGGACGUGGACGUGGACUUGGACGUGGACGUGGAUAUGGACGUGGACGUGUUCGUGGAUGUGGACGUGGACGUGGACGUGGUCGUGGACGUGGACGUAGACGUGUACGUGGACGUGGACGUGGUCGUGGACGUGGACGUGGACGUGGACGUGGACGUGGUUGUGGACGUGGACGUGGACUUGGACGUGGACGUGGACUUGGACGUGGACGUGGACGUGGACGUGGACCUGGACGUGGACGUGGACGUGGACGUGGACUUGGACGUGGAUGUGGACGUGGACGUUGACGUGGACGUGGAGGACGUGGACGUGGACGUGGACGACGUGGACGUGGACAUGGACGUGGACGUGGUCGUGGACGUGGACGUGGACUUGGACGUGGACUUGGACCUGGACGUGGACCUGGACGUGGACGUGGACGUGAACCUAGACGUGGACGAGGACGUGAACGUGGACGUGGACGUGGACGUGGACCUAGACGUGGACUUGGACGUGGACUUGGACGUGGACGUGGACGUGGUCGUGCACGUGGACGUGGACGUGGACAUGGACUUGGACUUGGACGUGGACGUGGAUGUGGACGUGGACGUGGACCUGGACCUGGACGUGGACCUGGACUUGGACGUGGACUUGGACGUGGACCUGGACGUGGACCUGGACGUGGACGUGGACGUGAACCUAGACGUGGACGAGGACGUGAACGUGGACGUGGACGUGGACGUGGACCUGGACGUGGACUUGGACGUGGACUUGGACGUGGACGUGGACGUGGUCGUGCACGUGGACGUGGACGUGGACAUGGACUUGGACUUGGACGUGGACGUGGAUGUGGACGUGGACGUGGACCUGGACCUGGACGUGGACCUGGACUUGGACGUGGACUUGGACGUGGACGUGGACGUGGACGUGGUCGACGUGGACCUGGACGUGGUCGUGGACGUGGACGUGGACGUGGAGGACGUGGACGUGGACGUGGACGUGGUCGUGGACGUGGACGUGGACUUGGACGUGGACUUGGACCUGGACGUGGACCUGGACAUGGACGUGGACCUGGACCUGGACGUGGACGUAGACGUGGACGUGGACGUGGACGUGGACGUGGACCUGGACGUGGACUUGGACGUGGACUUGGACGUGGACUUGGACGUGGACAUGGACGUGGAGGACGUGGACGUGGACGUGGAGGACGUGGACGUGGACGACGUGGACUUGGACGUGGACGUGGACGUGGUCGUGGACAUGGACGUGGACGUGGAGGUGGACGUGAACGUGGACUUGGACGUGGACGUGGACUUGGAUCUAGGCGUGGACCUGGACAUGGAGGUGGACGUGGACAUGGUCAUGGACGUGGACGUGGACGUGGACGUGGUCGUGGACGUGGACAUAGACGUGGACUUGGACGUGGACCUGGACCUGGACCUGGACGAGGACUUGGACGUGGACGUGGACGUGGACGUGGACCUGGACGUGGACGUGGACGUGGUCGUGGACGUGGAUGUGGAAAGGUCACGUGGAUGGGAUGUGGACGUGGACGUGGACGUGGACGUGGACGUGGAGGUGGAUGUGGACGUGGACGUGGACGUGGAGGUGGAUGUGGACGUGGACGUGGACGUGGACGUGGACGUGGUUGUGGACGUGGACGUCGACGUGGACGUGGAUCUGGACCUGGACGUGGAGGUGGAGGUAGACGUGGACCUGGACGUGGACGUGGACGAGGACGUGGACAUGGUCGUGAACGUGGACUUGGACGUAAACCUGGACGUGGACGUGGAGGUGGACGUGGACCUGGACGUGGACGUGGACUUGGACGUGGACGUGGAUGUGGACGUGGUCGUGGACGUGGACGUGGACGUGGUCGUGGACGUGGACGUGGUCGUGGACGUGGACAUGGACGUGGACGUGGACCUCGACAUGGACGUGGACGUGGACGUGGACAUGGAUGUGGACCUGGACCUGGACGUGGACGUAGACGUGGACGUGGUCGUGGACGUGGAAGUGGACGUGGACGUGGACGUGGACGUGGUCGUGGACGUGGACGUGGACGUGGACGUAAACCUGGACGUGGACGUGGAGGUGGACGUGGACCUGGACGUGGACGUGGACUUGGACGUGGACGUGGACGUGGACGUGGAGGUGGAUGUGGACGUGGACGUGGACGUGGACGUGGACGUGGUUGUUCACUAUUCAACAGUUGUGGACGUGGACGUCGACGUGGACGUCGAUCUGGACCUGGACGUGGACGUGGAGGUGGACGUGGACCUGGACGUGGACGUGGACGUGGACGUGGUCGUGAACGUGGACGUGGACGUAAAUCUGGACGUGGACGUGGAGGUGGACGUGGACCUGGACGUGGACGUGGACUUGGACGUGGACGUGGACGUGGACGUGGUCGUGGACGUGGACGUGGUCGUGGACGUGGACGUGGUCGUGGACGUGGACGUGGACGUGGACCUCGACAUGGACGUGGACGUGGACGUGGACAUGGAUGUGGACCUGGACGUGGACGUGGACGUGGACGUGGACGUGGUCGUGGACGUGGAAGUGGACGUGGACGUGGACGUGGACGUGGUCGUGGACGUGGACGUGGACGUGGACGUAAACCUGGACGUGGACGUGGAGGAGGACGUGGACCUGGACGUGGACUUGGACGUGGACAUGGACGUGGAGGACGUGGACGUGGACGACGUGGACUUGGACGUGGACGUGGACGUGGUCGUGGACAUGGACGUGGACGUGGAGGUGGACGUGAACGUGGACUUGGACGUGGACGUGGACUUGGAUCUAGGCGUGGACCUGGACAUGGACGUGGACGUGGACAUGGUCGUGGACGUGGACGUGGACGUGGACGUGGUCAUGGACGUGGACGUGGUCGUGGACGUGGACGUGGACGUGGACCUCGACAUGGACGUGGACGUGGACUUGGACGUGGACGUGGACGUGGACGUGGUCGUGGACGUGGACGUGGACGUGGACGUGGACGUGGUCGUGGACGUGGACGUGGACAUGGACGUGGACGUGGACUUGGACGUGGACGUGGACGUGGACGACGUGGACCUGGACGUGGUCGUGGACGUGGACGUGGACAUGGAGGACGUGGACGUGGACGUGGACGUGGUCGUGGACGUGGACGUGGACGUGGAGGUGGACGUGAACGUGGACUUGGAUGUGGACGUGGACCUGAACGUGGACCUGGACGUGAACGUGAACGUGGACGUGGACGUGGACUUGGACGUGGACGUGGAUAUGGACGUGGACGUGUUCGUGGAUGUGGACGUGGACGUGGACGUGGUCGUGGACGUGGACGUAGACGUGUACGUGGACAUGGUCGUGGACGUGGACGUGGACGUGGACGUGGACCUGGACGUGGACGUGGACGUGGACGUGGUUGUGGACGUGGACGUGGACUUGGACGUGGACAUGGACUUGGACGUGGACGUGGACGUGGACGUGGACCUGGACGUGGACGUGGACGUGGAUGUGGACUUGGACGUGGAUGUGGACGUGGACAUUGACGUGGACGUGGAGGACGUGGACGUGGUCGUGGACGUGGAUGUGGACGUGGACGUGGACGUGGUCGUGGACGUGGACGUGGACGUGGACGUGGAGGACGUGGACGUGGACGUGGUCGUGGACAUGGACGUGGACGUUGACGUGGACGUGGAGGACGUGGACGUGGACGUGGACAUGGUCGUGGACGUGGACGUGGACUUGGACGUGGACUUGGACCUGGACGUGGACCUGGACGUGGUCGUGGACGUGGACGUGGACAUGGAGGACGUGGACGUGGACGUGGACGUGGUCGUGGACGUGGACGUGGACGUGGAGGUGGACGUGAACGUGGACUUGGAUGUGGACGUGGACCUGAACGUGGACCUGGACGUGAACGUGAACGUGGACGUGGACGUGGACUUGGACGUGGACGUGGAUAUGGACGUGGACGUGUUCGUGGAUGUGGACGUGGACGUGGACGUGGUCGUGGACGUGGACGUAGACGUGUACGUGGACGUGGUCGUGGACGUGGACGUGGACGUGGACGUGGACCUGGACGUGGACGUGGACGUGGACGUGGUUGUGGACGUGGACGUGGACUUGGACGUGGACGUGGACUUGGACGUGGACGUGGACGUGGACGUGGACCUGGACGUGGACGUGGACGUGGAUGUGGACUUGGACGUGGAUGUGGACGUGGACAUUGACGUGGACGUGGAGGACGUGGACGUGGUCGUGGACGUGGAUGUGGACGUGGACGUGGACGUGGACGUGGACGUGGUCGUGGACGUGGACGUGGACGUGGACGUGGAGGACGUGGACGUGGACGUGGUCGUGGACAUGGACGUGGACGUUGACGUGGACGUGGAGGACGUGGACGUGGACGUGGUCGUGGACGUGGACGUGGACUUGGACGUGGACUUGGACCUGGACGUGGACCUGGACGUGGACGUGGACGUGAACCUAGACGUGGACGAGGACGUGAACGUGGACGUGGACGUGGACGUGGACGUGGACGUGGACCUGGACGUGGACUUGGACGUGGACUUGGACGUGGACGUGGACGUGGUCGUGCACGUGGACGUGGACGUGGACAUGGACUUGGACUUGGACGUGGACGUGGAUGUGGACGUGGACGUGGACCUGGACCUGGACGUGGACCUGGACUUGGACGUGGACUUGGACGUGGACGUGGACGUGGUCCUGGACGUGGACGUGGACCCGGACGUGGACGUGGACGUGGACGUGGUCGUGGACGUGGUUGUGGACGUGGACGUGGACGUGGACGUGGAGGACGUAGACGACGUGGACGUGGACGUGGACGUGGUCGUGGACGUGGACGUGGACUUGGACGUGGACUUGGACCUGGACGUGGACCUGGACAUGGACGUGGACGUGGACCUGGACGUGGACGUAGACGUGGACGUGGACGUGGACGUGGACCUGGACGUGGACUUGGACGUGGACUUGGACGUGGACUUGGACGUGGACAUGGACGUGGAGGACGUGGACGUGGACGUGGAGGACGUGGACGUGGACGACGUGGACUUGGACGUGGACGUGGACGUGGUCGUGAACAUGGACGUGGACGUGGAGGUGGACGUGAACGUGGACUUGGACGUGGACGUGGAUCUAGACGUGGACCUGGACGUGGACGUGGACGUGGACCUGGACAUGGACGUGGACGUGGACGUGGACGUGGUCGUGGACGUGGACAUAGACGUGGACUUGGACGUGGACCUGGAUCUGGACCUGGACGUGGACUUGGACGUGGACGUGGACGUGGUUGUGGACGUGGACCUGGACGUGGACGUGGACGUGGUCGUGGACGUGGACGUGGACGUGGAAAGGUCACGUGGAUGGGAUGUGGACGGGGACGUGGACGUGGACGUGGAGGUGGAGGUGGAUGUGGACGUGGACGUGGACGGGGACGUGGAGGUGGAUGUGGACGUGGACGUCGACGUGGACGUGGAUCUGGACCUGGACGUGGACGUGGAGGUAGACGUGGACCUGGACGUGGACAAGGACGUGGACGUGGACAUGGUCGUGAACGUUGACUUGGACGUAAACCUGGACGUGGACGUGGAGGUGGACGUGGACCUGGACGUGGACGUGGACUUGGACGUGGACGUGGACGUGGACGUGGUCGUGGACGUGGACGUGGACGUGGUCGUGGACGUGGACGUGGUCGUGGACGUGGACGUGGACGUGGACGUGGACCUCGACAUGGACGUGGACGUGGACAUGGAUGUGGACCUGGACCUGGACGUGGACAUGGACGUGGACGUGGACGUGGUCGUAGACGUGGAAGUGGACGUGGACGUGGACGUGGACGUGGUCAUGGACGUGGACGUGGACGUGGACGUAAACCUGGACGUGGACGUGGAGGUGGACGUGGACCUGGACGUGGACGUGGACUUGGACGUGGACGUGGACGUGGACGUGGUCGUGGACGUGGAGGUGGACGUGGACGUGGUCGUGGACGUGGACGUGGUCGUGGACGUGGACGUGGACGUGGACCUCGACAAGGACGUGGACGUGGACGUGGACGUGGACGUGGACUUGGUCGUGGACGUGGACGUGGACGUGGACGUGGUCGUAGACGUGGACGUGGACAUGGACGUGGACGUGGACUUGGACGUGGACGUGGACGUGGACGUGGGUUUGGACGUGGACCUGGACCUGGACGUGGACGUGGACGUGCACGUGGACGACGUGGACGUAGACGUGGAGGUGGACGUGGUCGUGGACGUGGACGUGGACGUUGAGGUGGACGUGAACGUGGACUUGGAUGUGGACGUGGACCUGAACGUGGACCUGGACGCGAACGUGGACGUGGACGUGGACGUGGACUUGGACGUGGACGUGGACGUGUUCGUGGACGUGGACGUGGACGUGGACGUGGUCGUGGACGUGGACGUAGACGUGUACGUGGUCAUGGACGUGGAUGUGGACCUGGACGUAGACGUGGACGUGGACGUGGUCGUGGACGUGGACGUGGACUUGGACGUGGACGUGGACUUGGACGUGGACGUGGACGUGGUUGUGGACGUGGACCUGGACGUGGACGUGGACGUGGUCGUGGACGUGGAAGUGGACGUGGACGUGGUCGUGGACGUGGACGUGGACGUGGACGUAAACCUGGACGUGGACGUGGAGGAGGACGUGGACCUGGACGUGGACUUGGACGUGGACAUGGACGUGGACGUGGUCGUGGACGUGGACGUGGACGUGGACGUGGUCAUGGACGUGGACGUGGUUGUGGACGUGGACGUGGACGUGGACCUCGACAUGGACGUGGACGUGGACGUGGACUUGGACGUCGACGAGGACGUGGACCUGGACGUGGACUUGGACGUGGACAUGGACGUGGACGUGGUCGUGGACGUGGACGUGGACGUGAACGUGGUCAUGGACGUGGACGUGGUCGUGGACGUGGACGUGGACGUGGACCUCGACAUGGACGUGGACGUGGACGUGGACUUGGACGUGGACGUGGACCUCGACAUGGACGUGGACGUGGACGUGGACGUAGACGUGGACGUGCACGUGCACGUGGACAUGGACGUGGACGUGGACGUGGACGACGUGGACGUGGACGUGGACGUGGACGUGGUCGUGGACGUGGACGUAGACGUGGAGGUGGACGUGAACGUGGACUUGGAUGUGGACGUGGACCUGAACGUGGACCUGGACGUGAACGUGGACGUGGACGUGGACGUGGACUUGGACGUGGACGUGGAUAUGGACGUGGACGUGUUCGUGGAUGUGGACGUGGACAUGGACGUGGUCGUGGACGUGGACGUAGACGUGUACGUGGACGUGGUCGUGGACGUGGACGUGGACCUGGACGUGGACGUGGACGUGGACGUGGUUGUGGACGUGGACGUGGACUUGGACGUGGACGUGGACUUGGACGUCGACGUGGACGUGGACGUGGACCUGGACAUGGACGUGGACGUGGACUUGGACGUGGAUGUGGACGUGGACGUUGACGUGGAUGUGGAGGACGUGGACGUGGACGUGGACGACGUGGACGUGGACGUGGACGUGGACGUGGUCGUGGACGUGGACGUGGACUUGGACGUGGACUUGGACCUGGACGUGGACCUGGACGUGGACGUGGACGUGAACCUAGACGUGGACGAGGACGUGAACGUGGACGUGGACGUGGACGUGGACGUGGACCUGGACGUGGACUUGGACGUGGACUUGGACGUGGACGUGGACGUGGUCGUGCACGUGGACGUGGACGUGGACAUGGACUUGGACUUGGACGUGGAUGUGGACGUGGACGUGGACCUGGACCUGGACGUGGACCUGGACUUGGACGUGGACUUGGACGUGGACGUGGACGUGGACGUGGUCGUGGACGUGGACGUGGACCUGGACGUGGACGUGGACGUGGUCGACGUGGACCUGGACGUGGUCGUGGACGUGGACGUGGACGUGGAGGACGUGGACGUGGACGUGGACGUGGUCGUGGACGUGGACGUGGACUUGGACGUGGACUUGGACGUGGACUUGGACCUGGACGUGGACCUGGACAUGGACGUGGACGUGGACCUGGACGUGGACGUAGACAUGGACGUGGACGUGGACCUGGACGUGGACUUGGACGUGGACUUGGACGUGGACUUGGACGUGGACAUGGACGUGGAGGACGUGGACGUGGACGUGGACGUGGAGGACGUGGACGUGGACGACGUGGACUUGGACGUGGACGUGGACGUGGUCGUGGACAUGGACGUGGACGUGGAGGUGGACGUGAACGUGGACUUGGACGUGGACGUGGACGUGGAUCUAGACGUGGACCUGGACGUGGACGUGGACGUGGACCUGGACGUGGACGUGGACGUGGACGUGGUCGUGGACGUAGACAUAGACGUGGACUUGGACGUGGACGUGGACGUGGACGUGGUUGAGGACGUGGACCUGGACGUGGACGUGGACGUGGUCGUGGACGUGGACGUGGACGUGGAAAGGUCACGUGGAUGGGAUGUGGACGUGGACGUGGACGUGGACGUGGAGGUGGAUGUGGACGUGCACGUGGACGUGGACGUGGACGUGGAGGUGGAUGUGGACGUGGACGUGGACGUGGACGUGGUUGUGGACGUGGACGUGGACGUGGACGUGGACCUAGAUGUGGACGUGGACUUGGACGUGGACGUGGACGUGGACGUGGAGGACGUGGACGUGGAGGACGUGGACGUGGACGACGUGGACGUGGACGUGGACGUGGACCUGGUCGUGGACGUGGACGUGGACGUGGAGGUGGACGUGAACGUGGACUUGGACGUGGACGUGGACCUGGACGUGGACCUGGACCUGGACGUGGACGUGGACCUGGACAUGGACGUGGACGUGGACAUCGACGUGGUCGUGGACGUGGACAUAGACGUGGACGUGGACGUGGACCUCGAUCUCGACCUGGACGUGGACGUGGACGUGGACUUGGACGUGGACGUGGACGUGGACGAGGACGUGGAUGAGGACGUGGUCGUGGACGUGGACGUGGACGUGGUCGUGGUCGUGGACGUGGACGUGGACGUCGAUGUGGACAUGGACGUGGACCUGGAUGUGGACGUGGACUUGGACGUAGACGUGGACGUGGACGUGGAGGACGUGGACGUGGACGUGGAGGACGUGGACGUGGACGACGUGGACGUGGACGUGGUCGUGGACGUGGACGUGGACAUGGACUUGGACGUGGACGUAGACGUGGACGUGGACGUGGUCGUGGACGUGGACGUGGACGUGGACGUGGUCGUGGACAUGGACGUGGACAUGGACGUGGACCAGGACGUGGACGUGGACGUGGACCUGGAUGUGGACGUGGACUUGGACGUGGACGUGGACGUGGACGUGGAGGACGUGGACGUGGACGUGGAGGACGACGUGGACGUGGACGUGGACGUGGACGUGGACAUGGACGUGGACGUGGUCGUGGACGUGGACGUGGACUUGGACGUGGACGUGGACGUGGACCUGGACGUGGACGUGGACGUGGACGUGGACGUGGAAGUGGACCUGGACGUGGACGUGAACGUGGACGUGGACGUGGUCGUGGACGUGGACGUAGACGUGGACGUGGACGUGGACGUGGACCUGGACCUGGACCUGGACUUGGACGUGGACUUGGACGUGGACGUGGACGUGGACGUGGACAUGGACGUGGACGUGGACGUGGUCGUCGACGUGGUCGUGGACGUGGACGUGGACAUGGACGUCGACGUGGACGUGGACGUGGACCUGGAUGUGGACGUGGAAUUGGACGUGGACGUGGACGUGGACGUGGACGUGGAGGAUGUGGACGUGGAGGACGUGGACGUGGACGACGUGGACGUGGACGUGGACGUGGUCGUGGACGUGGACGUGGACGUGGACCUGGACGUGGACGUGGACGUGGACGUGGACGUGGACAUGGACAUGGAGGACGUGGACGUGGACGUGGACGUGGUCGUGGACGUAGACGUGGACGUGGACGUGGACCUAGAUGUGGACGUGGACUUGGACGUGGACGUGGACGUGGACGUGGAGGACGUGGACGUGGAGGACGUGGACGUGGACGUGGACGUGAACGUGGACUUGGAAGUGGACGUGGACCUGGACGUGGACCUGGACGUGGACGUGGACGUGGACCUGGACAUGGACGUGGACGUGGACAUCGACGUGGUCGUGGACGUGGACGUAGACGUGGACAUGGACGUGGACCUCGAUCUCGACCUGGACGUGGACGUGGACGUGGACUUGGACGUGGACGUGGACGUGGACGAGGACGUGGAUGUGGACGUGGUCGUGGACGUGGACGUGGACGUGGACGUGGUCGUGGUCGUGGACGUGGACGUCGAUGUGGACAUGGACGUGGACCUGGAUGUGGACGUGGACUUGGACGUGGACGUGGACGUGGACGUGGAGGACGUGGACGUGGACGUGGAGGACGUGGACGACGUGGACGUGGUCGUGGACGUGGACGUGGACAUGGACUUGGACGUGGACGUGGACGUCGACGUGGACGUGGACGUGGUCGUGGACGUGGACGUGGACGUGGACGUGGUCGUGGACAUGGACGUGGACAUGGACGUGGACCAGGACGUGGACGUGGACGUGGACCUGGAUGUGGACGUGGACUUGGACGUGGACGUGGACGUGGACGUGGAGGACGUGGACGUGGACGUGGAGGACGACGUGGACGUGGACGUGGACGUGAACAUGGACGUGGACGUGGUCGUGGACGUGGACGUGGACUUGGACGUGGACGUGGACGUGGACCUGGACGUGGACCUGGACGUGGACGUGGACGUGGACCUGGACGUGGACGUGAACGUGGACGUGGACGUGGUCGUGGACGUGGACGUAGACGUGGACUUGGACGUGGACGUGGACCUGGACCUGGACCUGGACUUGGACGUGGACUUGGACGUGGACGUGGACGUGGACGUGGACAUGGACGUGGACGUGGACGUGGACGUGGUCGUCGACGUGGUCGUGGACGUGGACGUGGACAUGGACGUCGACGUGGACGUGGACGUGGACCUGGAUGUGGACGUGGAAUUGGACGUGGACGUGGACGUGGACGUGGAGGAUGUGGACGUGGAGGACGUGGACGUGGACGACGUGGACGUGGACGUGGACGUGGUCGUGGACGUGGACGUGGACCUGGACGUGGACGUGGACGUGGACGUGGACAUGGACAUGGAGGACGUGGACGUGGACGUGGACGUGGUCGUGGACGUGGACGUGGACGUGGACGUGGAUGUGGACGUGGACGUGGACGUGGACGUGGACGUGGACGUGGUCGACGUGGACGUGGACGUGGACGUGGACGUGGACGUGGACGUGGAGGACGUGGACGUGGACGUGGAGGACGUGGACGUGGACGUGGUGGUGGACGUGGACGUGGACAUGGACGUGGACAUGGAGGACGUGGACGUGGACGUGGACGUGGACGUGGACGUGGUCGUGGACGUGGACGUGGACUUGGACGUGGACGUGGACGUGGACCUGGACGUGGACUUGGACGUGGACGUGGACGUGGACCUAGACGUGGACGUGGACAUGAACGUGGACGUAGACGUGGACGUGGACGUGGACGUAGACGUAGACCUGGACGUGGACUUGGACGUGGACGUGGACGUGGACGUGGUCGUGGACGUGGACGUGGACGUAGACAUGGACUUGGACUUGGACGUGUACCUGGACGUGGACGUGGACGUGGACGUGGAGGACGUGGACGUGGACGUGGACGUGAACAUGGACGUGGACGUGGUCGUGGACGUGGACGUGGACUUGGACGUGGACGUGGACGUGGACCUGGACGUGGACCUGGACGUGGACGUGGACGUGGACCUGGACGUGGACGUGAACGUGGACGUGGACGUGGUCGUGGACGUGGACGUAGACGUGGACUUGGACGUGGACGUGGACCUGGACCUGGACCUGGACUUGGACGUGGACUUGGACGUGGACGUGGACGUGGACGUGGACAUGGACGUGGACGUGGACGUGGACGUGGUCGUCGACGUGGUCGUGGACGUGGACGUGGACAUGGACGUCGACGUGGACGUGGACGUGGACAUGGAUGUGGACGUGGACGUGGACGUGGACCUGGACGUGGACCUGGACUUGGACGUGGACUUGGACGUGGACGUGGACGUGGUCGUGGACGUGGACGUGGUCGUGGACCUGGACGUGGACGUGGACGUGGACGUGGACGUGGUCGUGGACGUUGACGUGGACGUGGACCUGGACGUGGACGUGGACGUGGACGUGGACGUGGACUUGGACGUGGACGUGGACGUGGACGUGGACGUGGUCGUGGACGUGGACGUGGACGUGGUCGUAGACGUGGACGUGGACGUGGACCAGGACGUGGACGUGGACGUGGACCUGGAUGUGGACGUGGACGUGGAGGUCGACGUGGACGUGGACGUGGACGUGGACAUGGACGUGGACGUGGUCGUGGACGUGGACUUGGACGUGGACGUGGACGUGGACCUGGACGUGGACCUGGACGUGGACGUGGACGUGGACCUGGACGUGGACGUGAACGUGGACGUGGACGUGGUCGUGGACGUGGACGUAGACGUGGACGUGGACGUGGACCUAGACCUGGACGUGGACUUGGACGUGGACUUGGACGUGGACGUGGACGUGGACAUGGACGUGGACGUGGACGUGGUCGUGGACGUGGUCGUGAACGUGGACGUGGACAUGGACGUCUACGUGGACGUGGACGUGGACCUGGAUGUGGACGUGGACUUGGACAUGGACGUGGACAUGGACGUGGACGUGGACGUGGAGGAUGUGGACGUGGAGGACGUGGACGUGGACGACGUGGACGUGGACGUGGACGUGGUCGUGGACGUGGACGUGGACGUGGACGUGGACGUGGACGUCGACUUGGACGCGGACGUGGACGUGAACGUGGACGUGGUCGUGGACGUGGACGUGGACGUGGUCGUGGACGUGGACGUGGACGUGGACGUUGACCUGGACGUGGACGUGGACGUGGACCUGGAUGUGGACGUGGACUUGGACGUCGACGUGGACGUGGACGUGGAGGACGUUGACGUGGACGUGGAGGACGUGGAGGACGUGGACGUGGACGUGGACGUGGAGGACGUGGAUGUGGACGUGGACGUGGACGUGGACGUGGACGUGGUCGUGGAUGUGGACGUGGACUUGGACGUGGACGUGGACGUGGACCUGGACACGUGGACGUGGACGUGGACCU